CUAUUUGAUUACAAAACAAAAAGCUGUAAAGUCUUCUUAAUUAAUUUAGUAAAAUGAUUAUAUUUUCCUUCAACUGUGUCGACCGGAAAAAAGCAUCCUUGAAUAUUUUAUCGACCAUGUUAUUCUUACGGAUCCAUCUAUAUUAAUUGCUACCAAGGCAUCUCUAUCUCUCUUUAUAUAGGCAUCGUUUUUUUUUUUCUUGUCUAAUACCAGAUAAAAUAAGUAAGAAGAAAAUGAAGAUUUACGUAUGUUUUAGUGUGAUUUUGAUGUUUCUAUGCAUCUUCUUCAUCAGUGGUGCUUUGUCGGAGCUUGAAAGGUUGGAACAUCCGGUGACAAAAUCUGAUGGCUCUCUGAGUUUUCUGGUCGUUGGAGAUUGGGGACGCAAAGGAGAGUUUAAUCAAUCUCUCGUUGCACAUCAGAUGGGAAUUGUGGGAGAGCAAUUAGACAUAGAUUUUGUGAUAUCAGUAGGAGAUAAUUUCUACGACGACGGAUUAAAAGGAGACAAUGAUACUUCCUUUGAAGCCUCUUUCUCUCAUAUCUACACUCAUCCUAGUCUCCAAAAACAGUGGUAUUCAGUUUUGGGUAACCAUGAUUACAGAGGAAAUGUUGAAGCCCAACUAAGUCAAGUUCUCACCCAAAAAGAUUGGAGAUGGUUUUGUCGCAGAUCUUUUGUCUUAUCCUCAGGAAUGGUGGAGUUUUUCUUCGUGGACACAAAUCCAUUUGUAGAAAAAUACUUCACUGAUCCAGAAGAUCACACUUAUGAUUGGAGCACUGUCUUACCUAGAAAUAAAUACAUCUCAAACCUCUUACAUGAUUUAGAUUUAGAGAUUAAAAAAUCGCGUGCUACAUGGAAAUUUGUCGUGGGACAUCACGGGAUCAAAACCGCAGGGCAUCACGGUGUGACCCAAGAGCUCGUAGAUCAACUUCUUCCAAUUCUAGAGGAGAAUAAAGUGGACUUGUACAUAAAUGGACAUGAUCACUGCUUGCAACACAUUGGUUCUGACGGUGAAACCCAAUUUCUGACAAGUGGAGGAGGAUCAAAGGCAUGGAGAGGAGAUAUUCAGCCAUGGGAUCCCAAAGAACUCAAACUGUAUUACGAUGGGCAAGGUUUCAUGUCUCUUCACAUCACUCACUCCCAAGCUAACUUCAUCUACUAUGAUGUUUCCGGCAAUGUUCUUCACCAAUCCUCAUUGUCCAAAAGAUCUGUUCUCCUCUAAAAAAUAUUUUUUUAAAAACAGUUGAACACAAAUUAAAUUUAUAACAAAUUUAUUGAUGUAAUGAUACUGAACACAAUAUAUGUGUGAGUGAGCCGUUAUUCA
This is a messenger RNA of Arabidopsis lyrata subsp. lyrata, 1319 nucleotides long. Its product is annotated as purple acid phosphatase 7. The record is from RefSeq and is a predicted model, not a curated record. Lineage: Eukaryota; Viridiplantae; Streptophyta; Magnoliopsida; Brassicales; Brassicaceae. Bases 234 to 1217 code for a protein of 327 amino acids. Gene Ontology annotation, molecular function: acid phosphatase activity; ferric iron binding; ferrous iron binding. The transcript has 7 exons.